GAGCAACCUCCGGUGGCAACGAGAAGCAUCGCUGACAACCGCUCGCAUUUUUUUCCUAGCCACGCUCCCCCUUCCCUGCAGCUCUUUGACCGUUGGUACGGUCUCCCGGUUCUCCGGUGCGCGGUGGCGCCGCCGGUAUAGCGGGGGCUGCCUGACCGGAGGAGGUGGAGGGAACUAGUAGCGUGAGGCUCUGUUUUCCAAAGGAGGGAUGAGAGAGAAGCAAGCCUCCUCUGCCGCGCUUAAAUAGCGCCUAGUUAAAAUAUUUUUAAGUUGGAAUGGGGAAGAAUACAUGAGGCAGCACUGCUAUAGGACACAGCCAGCUUGUAACUAACGUUAACUAAUGGGUUCAAACAUGGAUGCUGAUGUGUCUCCUCCUCUAGGCCGGCCAGGAAAACGGAUGUUUUUCGAUGAUUUUGCAGCUGGAACUCGACUCGUCUCUUUCUGGGAUUAAUACUCCAGGUUUUUCCUGCCUCUUUUGGUACAAGUGUUUCUGUUGGAACCUCGCAGGAAGCUUUUGUUAGCAAGAUGACAGAGGGAAGGCGGUGUCAGGUCCAUCUACUGGACGACAGGAAGCUGGAGCUCCUUGUCCAGCCCAAACUGAUGGCAAAGGACUUGCUGGACCUUGUGGCUUCCCACUUCAACCUCAAAGAGAAGGAAUACUUUGGAAUUGCAUAUACAGAUGAGACGGGCCACUUCAGUUGGCUUCAGCUGGACCGGCGGGUAUUAGAGCAUGAAUUCCCUAAAAAGUCUGGUCCUAUUGUUCUCUACUUCUGUGUCAGGUUUUACAUUGAAAGUAUUUCCUACCUGAAGGAUAAUGCAACAAUCGAGCUGUUCUUUCUUAAUGCAAAGUCCAUCAUAUACAAGGAGCUCAUUGAAGUGGACAGUGAGGUGGUCUUUGAAUUAGCCUCCUACAUCCUUCAAGAAGCAAAAGGAGAUUUCAGCAGCGAUGAUGCAACCAGGUCUGAUUUGAAAAAGCUCCCUGCUCUGCCUACUCAAGCUCUGAAGGAGCACCCAUCUCUGGCUUAUUGUGAAGACCGGGUAAUAGAGCAUUGCAAGAAGCUCAGUGGGCAGUCUAGAGGACAGGCUAUUGUAAAUUAUAUGAGCAUUGUGGAAUCUCUGCCCACAUAUGGAGUGCAUUACUAUGCUGUAAAGGACAAACAGGGGAUCCCAUGGUGGCUGGGUUUGAGCUAUAAAGGCAUCUUUCAGUAUGACUACCAGGAUAAAGUCAAACCAAGGAAGGUGUUUCAAUGGCGUCAACUGGAGAACCUUUACUUCAGAGAGAAGAAGUUUUCAGUGGAAGUUCAUGACCCCAGGAGUAGGGCGUCGGUAACCAGAAGGACGUUUGGACACAGCGGCAUUGCGGUACAUACCUGGUACGCCUGUCCUGCUCUCAUAAAGUCCAUCUGGGCCAUGGCCAUCAGCCAGCAUCAGUUCUACCUGGACCGCAAGCAGAGCAAGUCAAAGAUCCAUGCUGCGCGGAGUCUGAGUGAGAUUGCAAUAGAUCUUACAGAGACAGGAACUUUGAAGACAUCCAAAUUGGCCAACAUGGGCAGCAAGGGCAAGAUUAUCAGUGGCAGCAGCGGCAGCCUGCUCUCCUCAGGCUCUCAGGAAUCAGACAGUUCCCAAACUGCUAAGAAGGACAUGCUGGCAGCUCUGAGGGCCAGGCAGGAAGCUCUGGAGGAAACGCUGAGACAGAGACUAGAGGAACUCAAGAGCAUCUGUAUCAGAGAAGCGGAACUGACAGGGAAACUUCCAAAGGAAUAUCCUCUUGAUCCCGGAGAGGAACCACCCACAGUGAGACGGAAGAUUGGCACUGCCUUCAAACUGGACGAGCAAAAAAUCUUACCAAAGGGCGAGGAGGAGGAGCUUGAGCGUUUGGAGCGGGAGUUUGCCAUUCAGUCGCAGAUUACAGAGGCGGCCAGGCGUCUCGCCAGCGAUCCUCACGUGAGCAGCAAAAAGCUGAAGAAGCAGAGGAAAACUUCUUAUCUGAAUGCACUUAAGAAGCUCCAGGAAAUUGAAAACUCUAUCAAUGAGUAUCGGGUCCGCUCUGGCAAGAAGCCAACGCAGAGGGCGUCACUUAUCAUAGAAGAAGCCAAUAUAUGUUCCGAAGACAGCUCACUCUCUGAUGCACUGGUCUUAGAUGACGAUGAUUCUCAAGUUACAGAUACCCCAAACUUCUCUCCUGUAGCGUCGCCUCAUAAAGGCCUCCCUCCGCGACCCCCCUCUCACAGCCGGCCUCCUCCCCCGCAGUCCCUGGAUGGACUGCGACACAUGCACUACACUCGCUCUGACUAUGAUAAAUCUCCCAUCAAACCUAAGAUGUGGAGUGAAUCGUCACUGGAUGAGCCUUAUGAAAAAGUAAAGAAGCGCUAUUCUCACUCCAGUCACAGGCGUGUUCCAAGUUCUGGGAGUGCAGAAGCAGGGGGCAGUAACUCCCUUCAGAGCAGCCCGAUCAGGAGCACACCUCACUGGAACUCUCAGUCCAGCAUGCCGUCGACACCAGACCUGAGAACCAGAACUCCACACUAUGUACAUUCCACCAGGUCAGUGGACAUCAGUCCCACCCGUCUGCACAGUCUCUCUCAGCACUUUAGGAACCGCAGCUCCAGCCUUGAGUCCCAGGGCAAACUGCUGGCGUCUGAUCCCGAUGCACAUCCGCACACCCUGGGCAGUCCCGACUUUUUCCUUGGCCCGGGACGAGGCUCCAAUGGCUCCGACCCACUGGAUGACUGUUCAUCCUGCACCAGCCAAAGCAGCUCAGAGCAUUAUUGCCCCUCUGGUGGACCCCCUGGCAGCAACCCCAACUACUCCACUCUGGGAGAGGAUUCACCCUCCAAAGCCAGGCAGAGGCAACGGCAAAGGCACAGGUCUGCUGGUCAGUUGGGUUCCUCGAACUCGGGCUCUAUGCCAAAUCUGGCAGCUAAGAAUGGCUCCGUUGGAGGUUCAGGUGGAGGUGGGAUUGGAGGUGGGCAUCAUGGAGUUUACCUCCACAGUCAGAGCCAGCCCUCCUCCCAGUACCGCAUCAAGGAGUACCCUCUGUAUGUGGAGGGCAGCUCCAACGGCGUCGUAGUGCGCAGCUUGGAGAGCGACCAGGAGGGUCACUACAGUGUGAAGGCCCAGUUUAAGACCUCCAGCUCCUACACAGCCGGCGGACUUUACAAGGAGGCCUGGGGUGGGGAGGAGGGAGGGGAGGGAAGCGGCCGACUCACGCCAUCUCGAUCUCAGAUCGUACGGACUCCAUCGUUAGGGAGAGAGGGUGGUGGAGGAGGGGGGAGGGCAGCGGUGUCUGAGGAGCUGCGCUGUUGGUACCAGAGGUCAUCAGGGAGCCUAAAAGAAAGAAGCCACUCACAUUCAGGAUCCACAUCUUCUGAGACUGGUUCACAGCAAGGCACUCUGGGACAUGGACGAGGGAGCAGAGUUGGAUCACUCGCCAAGGGCUCACCAGCUGCUUCCCCUCACAGCCAGAGGAGCCUGACGCCAUCCAGUGAGCACCCAGCCACUCCCACACCGCCCUGUAGCCCACAGCACAUCAUCAACUGGAAAAGCGGGUCUUUCAGUGACAGCUGUUUUCUCAGCAGCCCCUUGUGUUCAGAGCUGGCAGAUGUGCAGUGGUACGGAAAAGACAAGACCAAACCCGGAACGUUGGUCUGAGACCUUCCCGUAUGGCCUACAAACAACCUGUUCUCUACUUUGUUCCUCACUGCUACCCAUCGACAACCAAACACCUCAUCCAGCCCAGACCUGACUCCACGCAAGCCUCUUCUGUCCCUCCCUGAGUUUCACCACCUGCUUUCCUGUCCUAUCUAUCACAGCUCAGCUGGACAGGGAUGCACUCGCUGGGCUUUGAUGACGGCUGAUUUCACAGGACAGACUGAGAAGUGUUAAAGGCUCCUCCCGCCUCUCUUUGCAGCACUAUAGAGUCCUUUCUUUAUUCAGCAUCUGGAGCGCACAACCUGGGGGGCAAGAGCGUGAAAGGACAGAGCACAGAAGAAUAUCAGAAACACAAUAAACCCAACAUCAGCUUGUCCGCAUCCUGUUUCAUAUCACAUCCUGCAUCACUCCAUUGCACUGCCGCUCAGUCAGAAGAUACAUGCUGGAUUUGAGCCACUGGUUUAAAAGGCCUUUAUAGCUCUCAAAGAACUGUAUUUCAUUACAUUGUACCUGUAGACAUUGUUUCUUUUAUUUCUUUAAUCAUACUUACAAAAGCAGAAGAUUUCAGACAGGUGCAGGUUUAACUUGUAACAUAAUUCCCAGAUAGUGUUAUAACAGAAGAGUAAGUCAGCAAUACGUGAGUGAACUCUUGGUAACCAUAUUAGAUGGCUCUCCUUGAGAAUAUCUGUGAAGGUUAUAGCAAUAAAGAACACUGGACAAGGUUUUUAAUUGGUUUUAAUCAACAGAGUGAAGCUGAAACAGGCCUUUUCACUAAAGCCUGUUGAGAAGGAUCUUUAGUGUUGGUAGAAUUUGGAGUGGAUCUUUUUGGAAAUUACCUUGAUCUGCAGUUCAUUGGACCUGAAGUUUGGCCACAAGAUUCUCAAUCGCAGAACAGAAACAUAUAGGUGCAUCUCAAUAAAUUUGAAUAUUGUCUAAAAUGGAUUUUUCUGUUCAGUAAAAUUCACUUCAAAAAUUGAAACGCAACGAUUCAUUACAAACCUGUCAUGGUACUGUUAAUUUUGAUGGUUAUGGCUCACAGCUAAGGGUGUAUUCACACCAGCCUUGUUUAAUCCACUUCAUUUGAACUCUAGUUCGUUUGCCUGGAAAGUCUGGUUUGCUUAGGUGUGACUGUGCAAUUGAAGUCUGAUGUGGACCAAAAACACAAACCCUGGUCCACCUACAAACCUAGAUCUCAGUUUGGUUGAAAUGAACUCUAGAGUGGUUCCGUUGUAUAUUUGGAUGCUAGCAGACCAGAGAUUUCUCCAAAAGCAGGAAGCAGACUAUAGUGCUGGGCAAUCUGGGUAAAUACAAUCAAAACAAAUGUCUAGUCUAAUGUAUGUGGAAGAACUGGCUCAUGCGCUAUUGCCAAAGAUACAAUAUAAAUCCUACAACCGCUAAAAUCUCACACCACCACGUUUUUGUUUACAUUCCAUGAGGAAGGAAAUUGUGUUAAUGUCUUCUUCAGAGGUUUUCAUGUCGUUUCCUUCAUGUUUUUCUUGGUGCAGAAACAACUUGAAGGUUUUUCAAAGGGUUUGGAUUAUUUGACACUGCAGUGUGAAAGCGAACUGCACAAGCUGGAAAUGUAUCAAAUGCUGCAAUCGAACGGAGUCUACCAGACUAUCAGGUGUGAAAACACCGUAAUGGAAACUUUGGGGUCAAAGUAAGAAGGCAUUUUUAAUACAGCACUAUCAGCCAACUAAAAGGUAUAUCCAUGUACUGUACAGUAUCUUCACUCAGACCUUGGUCAGUUCUCAAGUAGCCAGAUUGGUUAAAUAGCUCUUGGUUGGUGCCUGACAUCUUCCUCUUGACAAUACUCCUUAGAGUAUUGUCAAUGUAUGGUUUAGAUCCAGAGAGCUUGCUGGUCAAUUAAGUACAGUGAUACCACAGUUACUAAAUCAGGUAUUGGUAUUUCUGGCAGGUGCCAAGUCCCACUAGACAAAUGAAAUCAGAAAAACAGGAGGUGCUCUGAAAUUUCCUGGUCGAUGUCUGUACUGACUUAACUCCAGUAGAAAACAUGGCUCCCCAAAUCAUCACUGACUGUGGAAACUUCACAGCAGACCUGACUUGGAUUUCAUGCUUCUCUACUCUUGCUGAAAUGUAAUAGCUUUUCAAUAAUAGUUUGUUUCAUUGAGAUGCACCUGUAUGCGGUCAGAGCACAGGAUUUAUUGGAGAUUUGUUGUGGCUACAUCCAGUCACAGACACUGUAGUGUUUGGUUUUAGUUCUGUUUUUUUCUGGUUUUCCACCUUUUAAUUUAUCAUCACCUCUCAGUGAAGUGUAACUGUUGAAGUCUGUUUGUUCAACCUUGGAGUUUCAUCUUGAAGCUGCUCAGUGACUGUGCUGAGCUCUUUUUAUGGUGUUGCCUCUAUUUUUUCCACCAGUUUUCGUUUGAACCGGUUUUGUUGAGUGACCGUCAAUCCCUUUAUAGUGCUGUGUUUUCUGCCCAUCCUCUGAGCAAGCUCCACAAAACUCGUGCUCUGCGUUUGUACUGUAACAUAAUAUUGAACCUACUUCAGACUUAAGACAUACUCCAUCCGGUCUUCACACUCUAAAGCCAUUCCAUUAAGCAGCAGUCAGGAAACAUUCAACCAAUAAAACUCGUUUAUUACUGUUGAUUGAAAGCACAACAUUUACAGUAUAUUUAGGCUGGACCUGCAGUUACUGUGUUCUCUUCGCAAGUGUAACCAUUAACGUUUUGGUCAAAAAAGGCCACACUUUAAAGUGCAAAAAGGAAGAUAUGGCCAGAGGCCAGAGAUGUUUGUAAAACCUUAUAAUUCUUGUCCCACAUAGUCCAAUCAAACCUUCAGAACAGGGUUAGAAAAGCACACCUGGUCUUUAAACCAGUUUCCCCAAGUGUCGCCAACAAAUCCCGGUGGUGCAAAAUGAUUCCCUCUAUCGUUUGUUGUAGCACAAACUUUUAAUUUAUUAACUGUUUUAUUUUACAAAUAUGACCAUCACAUGAAUAUGAUGUAACCCUAUUGUUCAAGUAACUCUACAACGAGGAUUUGUGAAUGGUACGAAUCCCAUUAUUCCCACCAUAAUAACCUCUGUUAUAAGUGGCACUUAAGAAAAACUUCCAACUACAUUGUUUUACAAGGAGGUGCAGCCCUCUCCCUAAGUGCAUGUCUACUCCUCCAAGAGUAAUCCUUGCUUCAUCAAUUUUAAUACAUCUUUAUGCAAGAUUAGAACCAGCAAUCAAGUUUACCAUCUGAUAGGAAUUCAUUUUAAGAGAGCGGUCAGGUUUGAUUUUUCCCUACUAAUGUCUUAGGAUUAGUUUGUGUGCUGAAGACCCAGCUCGUGCAUGCAGACCCACAGACAAAAGACCUCAAGUGCUGCACCAUUUUUCCUCCAGCUAAAAUGAUCAUUGUUUAAUAGUGUUGUUCAGAUCCCCUCAAAGAACUGAUCCUAUUAUAAUCUCUGAGCUCAUUGUAAGCCAGUGUGAAAACCUUCUGUAGUCCCACAAAACAAACUUUUCCUGCUCCGUGAUCAUGUGUGAAGAAUUUUGUAAUACUCCCAACACUGUGGAGUUUUUUUCAUGUAUGUUCAGAGGACAGCUGUUAGGGUCGAUGGGAUUUUUUAACUCAUAUUCAUUGUUUUAGCAGCAUUAAUAUUUUAUAUCAGCCAGUAUUUCUUUUUUCCAACACUAAGAAACCCUUUCAGGUGCUACAAAACGACCAGUUACUGCUUUGUCUCGUAGGAUCUAGACAUCUCUACAUUCUUACUGAUUCAUGCUACAUGAAUUUAUUUUAACCGGCAGUUUAAUAUUAGAUCACCUCCUCAGCCAGACAGUAGAGCAUGUAACUUGAGUUGAUCAGUUCUCUUCAGCUGUAAUAUUACAUUAAAGGAGUUGUAGAAAAAAAAAUGUGGAAUUCAUUUAAAAAAAAAAACUAAAAAAAAAACCCUGAAUUCCACAGUUAAUUUAUUCUUUUUUCUAUUAAGAAUUUGUAUAGUAACUUUACAUUUUGCAAAACUGUGUUGUUGGAAAUUAAUGAUGAAUUUUCAAGAUGAGAAGCUGUGGUGGUUCUUGAGAGUAAGAAAAUAAAUUAUUGAUGAAUGUUCUCAA
Molecule: messenger RNA, 7712 nt
Organism: Gambusia affinis (western mosquitofish)
Lineage: Eukaryota; Metazoa; Chordata; Actinopteri; Cyprinodontiformes; Poeciliidae
Gene: frmd4a
Product: FERM domain containing 4A
Exons: 24
Coding region: 526-3651 (1041 amino acids)
Biological process (GO): establishment of epithelial cell polarity
Cellular component (GO): cytoskeleton; bicellular tight junction; adherens junction
Source: RefSeq, a predicted model, not a curated record